This is a messenger RNA of Ornithodoros turicata, 1471 nucleotides long. RefSeq lists its product as uncharacterized. The transcript is spliced from 12 exons. The record is from RefSeq and is a predicted model, not a curated record. The coding region runs from base 297 to 1424 and encodes 375 amino acids. NCBI's taxonomy places the organism in Eukaryota, Metazoa, Arthropoda, Arachnida, Ixodida, Argasidae.
UGGAGUCCCGCGUGCUACGACUGUUUUUCCUUUUGAUUUGCAACCUGAACCUUGAACUCAACGGAGCUUCUGCUACCGUUUGAUAUAACAUUUGGCAAGAGCAGACGACGCAUUCCGUGUUUCCCUCUCUGGAAACAUCACACGGACGAGGCGAAAUCACUGCGCGCCCUUUGACGCGGAGGAGACCAAUUAUGGAGCGGCCGGAGGGAUCUUGGUAGCCUUGGCGACCGACAGACAAGCGGGCGAGCGAGACGGAAUGCUAUGGGAUGACGUCUUCUCUGUGAUCGGCUCGCGGAAUGUUGUUCCUGGUUAGCCUCGAACGUGUUCGUACUUCCAGUACCGUAACACCGUGUUUCACGCAACAUGGUUACGUCAGUACUCACACUGAUUAUGUUCCCGUUGAAGACGACGAUCCCCGUAGCACAAUGUACCUUUGGAGGCCGAUUAAUGUCUUCUUCAUCGGAGACCAUUAUUUCCGUUCGCUUCAACAAGCUGUUGUAAUGCCUACCAACGUUACCGAGUUCUACCUUUUCUCGCAAAGCAUACUGAAUGCCGUGGCCUUUAUGAUCCGGGAAGACUAUCCAAGCUGUGACAUCAAACUGAAGGCCAGUGGCACAUACGUGGUGACGAAGGACGAAGAUUACCAUUUUAUGCCAAGCACUGGUUCCGUUCAUCAGCUGAGUGACCUGCAUCGCAUUCAGGACUUCGUGGAACAAAACACCGCGGCGAGUUUGGCAGAUAUAGUGAUCGUAUUGCUUGGGUCGGACCCACCGUCACACAAGUAUUGGUGGAGUGGUUUCCAUCAUAACACAUGGCACAAUUCCACUAGCAAAAUGUGCUCCGCGCAGAAGUUAAUUGUCCACUGGGACAUACCGUGGAGUUACUCUUGCCUGGACUUCCUGAUGGAGGCGCUCCUUAAAGUGAUGCAUCCCACUGGACAGUUGAACGAUGGGAGAUCUGUAUGCAAGGAGGUUCGAGAGUUCUAUCGAAGCGCACUGGCACAGGAAAGGGGACUGAUGUGCUUCAACACGGCAGAGACCUGUUGUGUACCCUUAUUCUUCGGCAUGUUCAACAUCAGAAGAGAGUCAUUUUGUACACAAGCACUCAGGAUGCGAGAUCUAUAUGGCAAUAUGGAAGAACUUCACUGCACGACCUAUUGCGAGGAUGAGGCGAGUAUUGCGUCUCAAAGUCCGAAUCAAUGGUACUGGACACCUCCCGGGUGGGUGUGGGAUCAGUCCGCUGAUUAUUGGUACAAGUCUCUCCUUUGCCCUAAACCGGAUGACAAGAUUUGCUCCGGCAGGUCUUCCGACUUUGGUGAAACACUGGGCUUAACUUACAAGCAAUUCCAGAGGACUCUCACCUAUAUAUGGGACCUGGAUGACUAUGAAGUACCUGACACAGACGCAGCUAUCUGCCGUCUGUAGAGUAAAUGACCUUCUGUUUCGGUGACGAAAUAAACAGUUUGAGCGCG